AUGGUUUACUGCCGGAGCAUUAUAGCCGCCGCCCUCGUGGCCAGCGUAGCCAUCGGCGCCACGACUUCAACGCCUUCUGCAAUGGAGUCCGCUCAGCCCUCUGCCACUGCCGCCCCCGAGCCAAAGACCUUUGGACCGACAAGUGACUGCCAAAAGUAUCACAUCUUCUCGGUACGGGGUAGCAGUGAGCCGUACCCGGGACGGAUGGGCCCGCUGAUCCAGUCGAUUUGCCAAGGCCUCGGCGAGGAAGACUGCGGCUACGAGGAUGUCCGAUACCCGGCCAACUCGAGCUAUGAUGGGCCGGGUAUGUUUUGCCAGAGUGCAUCGACCGGAGCCAAAAAUGGACAGCGCCAGAUGCAGGAAUAUUCCGACCGCUGUCAGGAUUCGGGCUUGAUCUUGCUCGGGUACAGCCAGGGUGCAAGUGUUGCCGGGGAUAUCUUGGGUGGCGGUGGCGGCUUUCUCUAUGGAUGCGAUCAGCCUGAGAACCCCCCGCUCAACCGGACCUCACGGCCGGGCAGCAAGAUCAUUGCGGCGGCGACUUGGGGAGCGGUCCGACACACGGCAAACCAAACGUUCAACCAGGGAGAGGGAUCAUCGUACGACGGCGUACUGCCUCGUUCCGGUGCGCUGCUUGAAGGAAUCAAGCAGUUUUCGAGGGUCUAUCGCGACUGGUGCCACUAUGGGGACGUGAUCUGUGCCGUUGGGUCCCAGGGAAACAUAAAAGAUGAAGAGAUGGACCCCCAGCAGCACUGGAACUACUUUGAAGGAAACAACAGCGACUCGGCCAGGCAGUGGAUCAUAGACACUGCCAAGAACGGUGGAAAUGUUUCAACGGAUGAUGAUAAUUCGGCAAAUGACGAUGUUUCUUCUCAAGGGGAGCCUGAAGACCAGCAGGAUUCGGGUGCAAAUGAACGCAGGAUCCAAGGCACAAUCUGGGUGGCUUUGAUGUCAGCAGUUUGGCUGUCUGUUUGGUGUUUGUAA
Pyricularia grisea is the source of this 981-nucleotide messenger RNA. RefSeq lists its product as uncharacterized. The transcript is spliced from 2 exons. Lineage: Eukaryota; Fungi; Ascomycota; Sordariomycetes; Magnaporthales; Pyriculariaceae. The record is from RefSeq and is a predicted model, not a curated record. Gene Ontology annotation, molecular function: hydrolase activity. The coding region runs from base 1 to 981 and encodes 326 amino acids.